Messenger RNA from Rhinocladiella mackenziei CBS 650.93, 924 nucleotides. RefSeq lists its product as uncharacterized. Gene Ontology annotation, biological process: ribose phosphate metabolic process; nucleoside phosphate metabolic process. Lineage: Eukaryota; Fungi; Ascomycota; Eurotiomycetes; Chaetothyriales; Herpotrichiellaceae. The record is from RefSeq and is a predicted model, not a curated record. The coding region runs from base 1 to 924 and encodes 307 amino acids. Gene Ontology annotation, molecular function: ADP-ribose pyrophosphatase activity; ADP-glucose pyrophosphatase activity. The transcript has a single exon.
AUGUCUUCCACCACCGCCGGGACAUCCACAUUCCAUCUCCCUGACUCGAACCCUAGCAUCCCCAUAACCCACCCAUCAUCCCUCACAAAGGACCAACUUCUUACCUUUCCCGCCUUCAAACUCUGGCUGGGCACACUACAAAAGUCCCUGUCUCUACAAUACACCUCACAAGCCCAUCCGUUCCAUUUCUCUCCUUAUGCUCUACGCUCAGUCGCGAUCCAAUCCGUCGACUUUUUUCUAGGUGAUCGGCUCGGAUUUCUCAAGUUAAAAGCCACCGUCACCAACGAUGCCGGUGAGCAUUUGCCAGGCGCCGUAUUCAUGCGCGGCGGGAGCGUUACGAUGCUCAUCAUCUUGUCUCCCGAGUCAACGCAUCGAUGGACGGACACGCGAGAAGAAUACGUGAUCUUGACCAUCCAGCCGCGCAUUGCCGCGGGGUCUCUCAGCUUUGUCGAGCUUCCUGCCGGAAUGAUCGAUGAUAGCGGCACGUUCGCGGGCGCCGCCGCCAAGGAGAUACGCGAGGAGACCGGUUUGGAAAUCGCGGCAGAUGAACUACUCGAUUUGACACAGUUGACAAUGCAAGCACGUAUUUCACCUUCGGAAUGGGUCCCUGAUCCUGCUCACCAUACUGCCACUGGGAGUGAUGUCAAAAGUAGUGAUGUAGAUGAACCCCAUCUCCAAGCAGCCAUAUACCCAUCGCCCGGUGGCAGUGAUGAAUUCAUACCCAUUUUCCUGGCGCGCAAGACAGUGCCUCAGGCAUCGAUUGACGAACUCAAAGGCAAAUUGACCGGGCUUAGGGGCCAUGGGGAGAAAAUCACGUUGAAGAUCGUGAGGCUGGAUGAAGUGUGGAAGGUGGCGGGACGGGACGGCAAGACGUUGGCUGCGUUGGCGCUGUACCAGGGAUUGAAAGGGGAGGGAAGGAUAUGA